Lycium ferocissimum is the source of this 672-nucleotide messenger RNA. RefSeq lists its product as uncharacterized. The transcript has 2 exons. The record is from RefSeq and is a predicted model, not a curated record. Lineage: Eukaryota; Viridiplantae; Streptophyta; Magnoliopsida; Solanales; Solanaceae. Bases 1 to 672 code for a protein of 223 amino acids.
AUGGACAAAUGCUUUUGUAAUCCCAACAAUAAAAUUUGGCUUUUCUGGGAUGAUGUAUAUGAUGUCAACGUUCUAUUUAGUGAUGAUCAAUAUGUUUCUGCUUGCGUUAAAGGUGUUUGUGGAAUUGAUAAGGUAAUUUUUACCGCUGUUUAUGCCAAAUGUAACAGUGAGGAAAGAAAGGACCUUUGGGAAGCUAUUGACACUCUCUCUUCAAGUGUGGACUGUCCAUGGGCAGUUUUUGGAGACUUUAAUGUUAUUACCAAUGCUGAGGAGAAAAAAGGAGGCAGACCUUUCAAUAUUUCCAACAGUUUAGAUUUCUUGAACUGUAUAGAGGACUCUGGUUUACAAGAUGCUGGUUUUCUUGGCGAUCCAUUCACUUGGUGUGAUAACAAAGGUCAUAGAGCCAUUUGGAAAAGACUAGAUAGGGUCUUGAUCAAUGCUGAGUGGAAUUCUAAUCCUAUUAAGUUCUUUAAGUUCUUGAAUUUUUGGGUUGAACAUAAUGAAUUUCUCACUGUUGUUCAACAAGCUUGGGAAGAGAACAUCUAUGGAAAUCCCUUGUGGAUUCUUCACCAGAAAUUGAAGAAGACUUGCAAGGCCCUUAGUGUUUGGUCCAGGGUAACUUUUGGUGACAUUUUUGAAGAAGUGGACAGGAUGGAGGAUAAAAUUUCAUAA